AUGAAGCGUUUAAUCAUACAUGGAAUUUUCUUCGCUUGCAUUGUUGGAUUUUUGAUGAACCAUAAGCCUGAACCUGAAGAACAAAUUGUUGUACCAAAUACAACAAUGUCGUCAAUUCCAGCUCAAAAUUGUCACUUCUCAUCGAUCCAAGGAAGAAGAUCAUACCACGAGGAUCGCGUAACAUGCAAUGUUGAUCUUAAAAUUCCUCGAUUUGGACUUAAUGAUGGCGUUGAAGAGGUCAAAGUUGGUGUUGUAGCAGUUUUUGACGGGCAUAUUGGAUCGGACGCUAGUGAGAUGGCGUCUAGGGUUUUUUUAAAUAAGUUUCUCCAGAAGAACUACGGGUACCAAAAUUCUAACCCUAAGGAAUUUCUGAAAUCGUCGUUAGUUAAAACGAUUGAAGAAAUUGAUGCAGAAUUCAGCGAACUCGCUCUGGAAUACCAACUUUAUUCUGGAUCUACUGCAGUUGUUGCUCUCAUAUACAACAAAAAACAGGUUUUAGUUGCAAAUGUUGGGGAUUCGAAGGCAUUUAUUUGCUCUGGAAAAUUGGCAAAGGAGUUGACAGAAGAUCAUAAUGCAGAUAGAUUGGACGAGAGGGCCAGGGUUGAAGCUUCUGGAGGUAAAUUCACAUUUUAUACUAAUUCUGUUCCUCUUCUCAAUGGUCAUUUUCCGAUGACUCGAGCUAUUGGUGAUGUUACUUUGAAAAGAGUUGGAAUCAUAGCUACUCCAGAAGUGACUGAUUGGCUAAAUUUAACAUCAAAAGAUGAGUUUUUGGUUGUGGCAUCUGAUGGAAUAUUUGAAAGCUUAAGUCCCAAAAAAGUUUGUGAGUUUUUAUAUGAAGCAGAGGGCCAUUCAGAUUUAACAGUAUUGGCUCAACAUAUUGUUCAGAAAGCAUUUUUAGAAGGCAGCACAGAUAAUUUAUCAGUUGUUUUGGUUCCCUUAUGA
Messenger RNA from Solanum stenotomum, 942 nucleotides. Its product is annotated as putative protein phosphatase 2C 76. Bases 1 to 942 code for a protein of 313 amino acids. Gene Ontology annotation, molecular function: protein serine/threonine phosphatase activity. Gene Ontology annotation, cellular component: cytosol; nucleus. The transcript has a single exon. The record is from RefSeq and is a predicted model, not a curated record. Gene Ontology annotation, biological process: protein dephosphorylation. Lineage: Eukaryota; Viridiplantae; Streptophyta; Magnoliopsida; Solanales; Solanaceae.